AUGGAUUUGAAAACCGAGCAACGCAUUGCCAUUUACCGCGGAGCCGACCUUCCGAGCCAGUAUACAUGGAGUCCAUUUGUCUCCAAAUUGGAGCUUCGCUGCCGCCUAUCUGGUCUCAAGUACAUAUGCGAGAUUGGAUUUCCCCCAUCUGGACCGAAGGGUAAGGUCCCAUAUGUGGAGAUCACUCUGCCUGGGCAGUCUUCGGUGUGGCUUUCAGACUCGACCCUGAUCGCGAAGGAUUUUGUCGACAAAGGCUUGCUGCGUAACUUGAACGCCAACUUGAACGCGGUUGAGAAGGGAUAUGAUCUCGCAGUCCGCGCACUGUUAGAAGACAAGCUCUCUUUCUACGACACACAUGAGCGAUGGGUCAAAAACUACUACGUCAUGCGAGACCAUGCUAUGAGCAAGCUGCCAUACCCUGCAAAGGUCCUCGCUGGCAAUUUGGCUUAUCGAGGAAUCAUUCAACGACUCUACGAGCAAGGAACAGGUCGCUUUAGUGAUGCAGACAUAACUGCAUUUACCGAAGAGGUCUGGCAAGCUAUCAACGGGCUGCUGGAAGCAAGCUCCGAGAAGUCACAAGAGAAGGCUGAAUGUUUCUGGGUGUUGGGUGGAGAACAGCCAUCUGAAGCCGAUACUUCAGUUUUUGGCUUCGUUGUGGCCAACCUUGUCAGCGAUUCUGCGCCAUGGAGCAGGAAUCUGCUCAAAGAGGAGUUCCCUAUCAUAGUGGAGUACGCCAGGAGGAUCCACACGAGCUACUUUCCUGAUUACCAGAUAUGGAACUAG
Messenger RNA from Boeremia exigua, 783 nucleotides. RefSeq lists its product as uncharacterized. Bases 1 to 783 code for a protein of 260 amino acids. The record is from RefSeq and is a predicted model, not a curated record. The transcript has a single exon. NCBI's taxonomy places the organism in Eukaryota, Fungi, Ascomycota, Dothideomycetes, Pleosporales, Didymellaceae.